Molecule: messenger RNA, 1395 nt
Organism: Penicillium brevicompactum
Lineage: Eukaryota; Fungi; Ascomycota; Eurotiomycetes; Eurotiales; Aspergillaceae
Product: hydrogen/calcium exchanger domain-containing protein
Exons: 2
Coding region: 1-1395 (464 amino acids)
Biological process (GO): calcium ion transmembrane transport; intracellular calcium ion homeostasis
Cellular component (GO): fungal-type vacuole membrane
Molecular function (GO): calcium:proton antiporter activity
Source: RefSeq, a predicted model, not a curated record
AUGGGCUCUAUCAGGUCAAACCGUUCGCAAAAUGCCGGCCUGCAACACCGCGGGAACGGCGAGCCGUCAAAAGCGGUUCAGGAAAAGCCCUCGCAGAAUUCUAUCUUGCCAACCAACUCGAACGCCUCUAAGAGACGACGCGCGCUCUUUCGCGUAGACACUGCUGGAGAGAGCGGCCGAGGUGGUGUUCAUCCAGUACAUCUCGUCAAAGUAUGCUUCCGCAGCGUCUGUACCCUUUCCAUGGUCGUCAACAUUCUCUGGCCAUUCGUGCCCGCCGCGAUUGUCAUGCACUUUGCCCGACCCGAUCUUCACGUUUGGGUAUUCGCUCUCAACUACAUUGCCAUGGUGCCCUCGGCAAAUCUACUUGGAUUUGCAGGCGGCGAGCUGGCGAAGAAAUUACCGAAAAUGUUCGGCAUAUUGGUUGAAACAACGCUGGGCUCCGUGGUGGAAUUAGUUCUAUUCAUGGUCUUGCUGCACAAUGAUGACCCUGCAAAUCACAGAAACUACAUUCCUGUCAUCCAGGCUGCUAUUCUUGGUUCAAUCAUGGCGAAUCUGCUCCUAUGCCUGGGCAUGUGUUUCUUUGUUGGAGGUCUCAGACGUGAGGAGCAGGCCUUCCACGAAGCCAUCAGCGAAGUCGGUACUGGUCUGCUCUUGGUUGCUGGCUUUGGUCUGUUGAUUCCAAGUGCGUUCUACUCGGCUCUGCGCAAUAGUGUGAACGAAGAGUUCACCGCGAAGAUGCUGGGUGAUUAUGCCCUGACAAUCAGCCGCGCCACUGCAGUCAUUUUGCUUGUGGCUUUCUUCACAUACCUCGUCUUCAACCUCCACAGUCACAAUUCGAUCUUCGACGACAUUCUCGAAAUUGACGAGCACCACGAUGAAGACCGACAUGAGGAACUGGCGCGAGCCAAACUCACUAUGACCGAAUGCAUCAUCGUCAUCUCGAUCUCCUUGGCCUGCGUCUGUAUGUCUGCGGUAUUCCUGGUACAAGAGAUCGAAUUUAUCGUGGAACGUGGCGUAUCAGACAACUUCCUCGGUCUGAUCCUCGUUCCUCUGGUCGAGAAGGCAGCUGAGCAUCUCACGGCUGUUGACGAGGCUUGGGAUAAUCAGAUCAACUUUGCGCUCUUCCACUGUCUGGCGCCCUCGAUCCAGACAGCCCUUUUCAUCGCACCGCUCACUGUCAUCGUGGGUUGGGGAAUGGAUAAGGAUAUGAGUUUGAACUUUGAAAUUUUCAUGGUUGUGCUUCUCGUGCUCUCGAUUCUCGUCGUUGGCAAUUUCUUACGAGACGGCAAGUCUAAUUAUCUAGAAGGUGCGCUCUGCGUCUUGGUCUAUUUCAUCGUGGCGGUUUGUACUUGGUACUACCCCAGUGUGGAGAUAACUUCGACGAACUCGUCCUGA